Messenger RNA from Penaeus chinensis, 815 nucleotides. RefSeq names its product dysbindin protein homolog (gene Dysb). The record is from RefSeq and is a predicted model, not a curated record. Gene Ontology annotation, biological process: negative regulation of protein kinase activity. The transcript is spliced from 5 exons. The coding region runs from base 89 to 781 and encodes 230 amino acids. Gene Ontology annotation, cellular component: cytoplasm. NCBI's taxonomy places the organism in Eukaryota, Metazoa, Arthropoda, Malacostraca, Decapoda, Penaeidae.
AAAAACACAGCCUCUCUCUGCAGGGAAUCGAACGCAGCGAUGAGCAUUGAUCACAAGAAAUUUUACAAGUGAUUUAAAUGUCCCAAAAAUGUUCGAAUCACUGAAAAAAAACAUCCAGUCUGUCCAGGAUGGCAUUACCGCAGGACUUCAAAGACUGUCGGUGGGGGAGAAAUCAGCUACAACCCCCACAGAGUCCAGCGUCAACUUGGCCGCCGGCGAAGACCUCCUGCAGAUGUACCAGACGCAGUGGGCGACCAUGCACCACAUGGCUGAACAGAAUGCUAAGCUGGCACAGGAUAUUGACACAGCGAUAACAACCCUGACACAUGAGUGUGAGAACCAGCACGGCCAAAUGGCAGAAAUCCAUUCCCUCUUGGCACAUUUGCCAAAUAUCAUGGCCCAACUACACUCAAUGCUGGCCACUAUUGGAUCUCUGAGGGGACUCUUUGAGGAAGUGGAAGGAGGUCUUCUGGCCCUCGAAGACCUGGAGGAGGACCUUGCACUGCAGGAGAAGACCCUCGACCUCCGCCUGAGUCUGGCGCUGUCGAGGGAGAAGCACAACCAUCGGCUCAACGCACUCAGAACUGAGCUGUCAGUGACGCACCAGGCCAAGAUGGUGGCCCUGGAGCAGCACCAGGAGACGCAGCGCAAAGAGCGGGAGCAGGUCUUCUCCGAGCAGUUCACUGAGGACCUCAAGAACUACAAGGAGCGCGGCAUUGUGACCAGUAUGUUUAUAGGGCUGGCGGGAGAAUCACAGGCCCUUGUGUUGGAGUUUCUUUAGAGUGGCUCUUAUUGGCUUCAUUCUGUUGUACAAU